UUGAAAAGAUAAAAGAAAUUUUGAUCUUCAGAGGAAAUGAAAAGAGUGAAAUGAUUAUAAGCCUGGCUGAAGAUUUCUUCGAUGUGUUGCUGGCUCUAUGGGACAGCAGACCUGAAGGUAAACUGGAAAUACUGGAAAACUUUGUUCUGAGAACGUGCACCCUCAUCACUGACGUAAGAAUUAAUAUCUACGUCCAGCAAGAGGUAGUAAGAAAACUUAACUUAAUGCUCGACAACAUGCCUCGAGAUGCCAGGAAAAAGAUAUUUUCUACAAAGGAAAUGUUGUGUGUCAUGAGUGACAUGGGGAAGAGAAUUUUGGAUGCUGGAGACUAUGACCUGCAGGUAGCCAUUACAGAAGCUUUAUGCAGAAUGAUAUCAGAGAAACAAAGAGGAGAACUGGCAUGCCAGUGGUUUUCCAUGGAGUUUGCGUCCAGUGCAUUUAAAGGAAUUAAAGAUUCUGAGUUUGAAACAGAUUGCAGAAAAUUUCUUAACCAGGUGAAUGGCAUGCUGGGAGACAAAAGAAGGGUUUUUACAUAUCCAUGUUUAUCAGCAGCUCUUGAUGAAUAUGAGCUACAGAUACCGUUGGAUGAAAAUCUUGAAGAAUUCUGGAUUGAUUUCAAUGUUGGUAGCAGAAGUAUAUCUUUCUAUGUGGCAGCAGAUGAUGCAGAUCACCAUUGGGAAACAGUCAUUAUACCAGAAGAAGAGGUAGACCAGUACAGCCUUGAAGAAAAAGAUUCAAAGAAAUUAUUAACAAUAUCUCUGAAAAGCCCAAUGCAUGUGGGGAAUCAAGAAGGAGAGAAAUUCUUCUUAUAUUUUGAUUCCAUCUUGGAAAUCAAAGAUGUAACUAGAAAGAUUUAUGGAUUUAAUAAAUGUAAGGUUCUGGUACCAGAAAGUCAGUUGUCACCAGAAAAAUCUGAAGAGGAGGGCAAACUCAGUAAGUACAAAACCCAACAACCUCCUGGAUCUUUGAGGACUCUGAAUAAAAAUAACAGCCAAGAAAACUGCAGAGGUGGUUCCUCCAAGGUAACUACGUCUUGUAAAAGGAAAGUGUCUGAAGCAUCUGUGCUUAUUCCUGGAAGAUUUUCCACAAGAAGUCCACUGGUAUUUGUUAGCACAUCCACUCCUUGCAAAGGACGAUUUAAAUUACCUUUGGAAAUGAUGAGCUCUGCUGAAAGGUCUAACAGUACAGCAAAUGAGACCAGAACAAAGAACUUCUAUCAAGAAUCUACUGGAAGUGGGCAACGACAUACACAGAACUUACUGUCUAGUGAAACAGAACAGAAAGUCAGGAAAUCAAGUAUCAGAAAUGAGGCAAAACCCCCUGAAAAGCAAAUGUGUGCUGAAGAAGCUUUAGAAAUGAUAAAAGAGGCGGAAGUUGGGGCCACGCAAAAGCAAACCUUAGAUGAAGUGUUAGAUAUUGUUCCUGAUUCUCAGCCAGUAGGGAGAAGCAACAAACCGUUGCUACCUUGUGUUUUGGAGAGUUCUUUUGAUAAAAGCAAAGCAUGGAAAAAAAGAUCAUGCUCUGUUCCUGAGAAGAAUAUAUCAACGGGCGACAGGCAAAAGCUGAAUCAAUCAUUGGAACCUAGAGCAUCCGAAACAUCUUUGCAUUCUGGUUUUACGAAAGAGGAAUCUGAUGUUCCUGUUAGAAAAGAGACAGCAAAUCCAAAAGCAUCAAACACGAAAACAAAGUCUAAAGAAAUGACAGAUGCUGCAAAAUCACUGAUUAGUAAAAUCAGUGACAGAUAUAAAGUAAAGACAGAUGAGAAAAGCAAAGCAAGAGACUCCUUGGGUUUUAACAGGCCACAUUUAAAUAAAUCCUGUGUCUCUAAGGACGGAGUUCAGGAUAGAAAGCUGAAAAGCUCUACUUUUCUUAAUGUAACUGCUGGUCCUGUUGUGGAUGAUGUCUACAACUUUAACAUCACUGGGUUUGAUGAGCCUACGAUAAAGCUUGGAAUGGAAGAAUUGCAUGUUACUAAAGUGAGCACUCAUACAGAUUCAAACAAAAAAGGGAAUGCAGAUGAUGGUAAAACUAGCACUGAAGUGAAAGAAAGAAAACAAAUUACAAACAACAAAAACCAGAAGCAUUUGUUCAGUGACACGGAUACAGAAAACAGAGGUGAUGACUGCAAGACAGACAUUAGUUGGCUGCGAGAAUCGAAUAGAAAACCUAAAGCCCACUUAAUUGAUUACAGCAGAAAUAAGCACUUGGGGAAACCCAUAAACACAGUCAAAACAGAUAAAUUGCCUGAACCUGUUUGCCACGUGGAUAAACCUAAAGGCAAAAAUGCAAAUAAGAAAAAGACAAACAAAUGUAAAAAAGAGAAUUCAAGAACUGAUGAACCAAUAAAACCAACGACCAGACAAAAACGGCCUCGAAGAGCAGCGUUAGCAAAAAACUACAAAGAGCUUUCCAGUUCAGAGUCAGAGAGUGAAAGGGAAUCUCUAACAUGCAUCUCUAAGGAGGAGAAAUCAAAAAUACGGAAACGUAUGAAUGGAGAAAAUAGGGAUGAUAAUCAGCAAAAGGAACUCCAGAAUAUUUCAUCUACGGAGCCAAAGAGAGUAGCAAACUGUGUACAGAAAGCAUUUACUGAAUCAAAGAACUUUGCAGAAGAAAAGAAAAUUGAAAUGCCCUCAUUUGAGAGUCCCAUGUCUCUUGAGAUCAUGAGAUGUACUGAAAGAAUAUCAGGAGGAGAUGUUACUCAAGAACAUACUGGUAGUGAAAGAUCACUCAGUCUUCAGGAGUUAACACCAGAAAAAACAGAAAUGUUAAACUUUGAGAAAGGAAUCUCUCCCAGUGAUUUCUGUCCCCAGAAAAAGAACUUUCAAAGUCUGUGUCUCAAUCAGUCCCCUGAGAUGCCUGCUAAAAAGUUAACAUUUGGAAAUAAAAGUUUCUCACCAGCUUUAAGUGAAGCAUCUUUGCUCAGCUUACCAACAUGUAAAACUGUUAAUGGAAAACCUGCAAAGGGAUCCACAUGCAAAACACGUGAUAAUAAUGAAGAUUCGAGUUUCAGACAUUGCUUUUCAGACACGCGUUCUAUUAAAGGAAAACUGCAUGAUACAACUACAACAAUAGACACAUGUUCUAUUAAAGGAAAACUACAAGAUACAACUAAACCUAUCACCAAAAGUAAAGAGGAGGAUUGUGUAGCACCACCUCCAUCGUCUGCUUCCAGUGGAAGUAAAGUACAAUCUUGGAGUGAAGAACCUUAUGCCCCUGUGCAUGAGUCAGGACCAACUAUACAGCCAUUUCUCAAGCGAAGGUACCACAGUGAUCCAGAAAGCAAUUCUGAUGAAGCAGAAACAAGCAAAGAGGAGGAAAAGAAAGGAAAGAGAAGAACAAAGUUACAGCCUAGAGAACUAUUUAAAACAGAGAGUGCUGCUACACACAGAGUGUCUGAAAGCGUAUCUACUGAAUCUGCAAAUGAUCUGUCUGGUUUGGAUGGGGAAAUCUGGGAGCCGGGUUGUUCAACUAUCAGUAUCUGUCAGAAGCUCCAAAAAGAAUUUACUAAGAAAAUUGAGAGCCGCUCCAGGAAAAUGGAUAAUUUUGCGAAACAAUCACUGCAAGCUGCCCAUGAGCAUUUGUCAGCCAUGAGUUACCAGCUUCAUGAACACAGGAGCAGGCAGCUGGAUGAAUUCCGUUCUGCUCUCCUUGAGCAACUUGAGAAUUUUGAGAAUGAUUCUCAGUCCCUGAAAAACAUGGAAAAAGAAUUCUCGACCUUUUGGAAAAAGCAUACACAUACUUUUAGUACAUACGUGAAAAAUGAGCAGCAGAGAAUUCAGAUUCUUAAAAGCUCAUUUGAAAAGAACAUCUGCCAUACUGGUGACUGUGAAGAACAUGUUUUUACUUCAGAGAUGAAUCUGAUGAAAGAAGACUUAAAAGGAUUCCAAGAGAAGCUUCUGAAAGAAAUGCAAGAAGAGGAGUUGUGCAAUGUUCGCAGAGGAUUGCAGACAUUGUUUCAAUCAGAAGAUAGAAUUCUGCAGUAAUAUUGUCAGAUACCUUCCUGAAAUUCAAGGUGAAUAUAAAUGCUCUUUUAUAAUGUAAAAUGUGACAGCUUUGGGGUUUUGAUCUCAAGGAAACUGCUGUAAUGAAAGUGUUUUUUCCUUAAUAAUAUUCAAAUCUUUGUGGAUAAGACUUCUUUUA
Strigops habroptila (Kakapo) is the source of this 4140-nucleotide messenger RNA. It is a transcript of the gene SYCP2, whose product is annotated as synaptonemal complex protein 2. Bases 51 to 3983 code for a protein of 1310 amino acids. Lineage: Eukaryota; Metazoa; Chordata; Aves; Psittaciformes; Psittacidae. The transcript is spliced from 40 exons. The record is from RefSeq and is a predicted model, not a curated record.